AAUAUUCUCGACAACAAAACAUCAUAACGGUAAUGGUCGUUUGUUUGCGCGUGUGAUAUGCUCUCUUCAUAGCAACGUUCGCCAAUAAGGAACUCACCUUAAUUACAUCUAAAUUCUUAUCAAGAUAAAGCUCCAUCGUCUUCAUGAACAAAUUCACUAGUUCCGAUCAUUCAUGUCCAAUGAAAUGCUACGUGCGAGGACCAAAUUAUCCUUUCGAACAUUUCGAACAGUUCUAAUAAGGUAGAUCCAGACAGUCAUACAUUUAUUAGUAAAAGUCACUGACAUUUUUAAUGUCAAUGAUAAAAGUUUCACGUUUCGAAUUUUUAAUUACAUUCUACGCGCAUUUUUCAACAGAAGCAAUAAAUAAUUUAAUAACAAGUUUUCUCGUUAUAUCUCGUGUAACGUUAUAACAAGAUAUUUGAUUUUACAAAAGAUCUUAUGUGAGGUUGGAAUUUGUGUUUAAUAACUCCAUCUACUGUCUAUGUCAGAUUUAAACUGAGAAUUUUAAAUUAACUUCAAAUUUCAAUCCUUUCUAUUCAAUUAUUUUACAAUUUUCUAUUUUUCUGAACGAUGAUUAAUAUUUUUUUUUUUUAAUUUUUAAUUUUAAAUCGGACGACAAUUUUCAAUUUUACACGGUCAAAUUCACGGUCAAUCCCGUAACAAUCCCGAUGACAUUUUUAUCUUUAUCGCCUUCUACGAUUAUUUAAAUUAUAAACAGAGCGAUAAGAUUCGAUUCUCGAUUGAAUUUUCGUUGGAUUCCCGUAGAAAUUUUGCAUCGAGUAAAGAAGGAGGAGAAAAGAAUAUACCACCAUGUACGAAGCUGGCCAAAUUCGAAUCGUGUCAAUUGGAUCCUUGUAUGCUAGAUCCAUGCAAACCGGAACCGACGGUCGUAAUCAUCGGCGCUGGGAUGGCCGGACUUUCAGCGGCGCAUCGAUUGGCUCAAUGCGGUCUUCAAAAUUUUACGAUAUUAGAGGCAACGGAUAGACCAGGAGGUCGAAUCCAUUCGUGUUGGUUGGGCGACGUGGUGGCCGAGAUGGGCGCCACCUGGAUCGAGGGAGGAUGCGUGGCGAAUCCUGUAUUCACUUUGGCUGCCCAAGAGGGUCUUCUGAAACCGCCCCUGUUCAGGCCUGAUCCGAGUCGUGGACUCUUUUGCACGAGCGACGGCCGUGCUAUCGAUCUUCCCGUCAGCAUUACGGCUUAUCAUACAUUUCGACAGAUCGAGCAGCAGGCGGCAACUCUUUUCUCCCUAGGUUGUGGCCGGACCCACGGUACGUUGCUGAAUUUCAUGGGCGUCCGAAUUCAGCAGGAGCUCCACAAUUUCCCGGAGGAGCAACGAUAUGACGCGGCCAGGGUGAUGUAUGGAAUGACGAACUGUGUGAGAUGUCGAUGCGGGGACGAUCUGUCCUUGGUCUCCGCCGAUCAGUUUGGAAGUUACAUCGAGAUACCUGGAGGAAACGUGAGAGUGCCCCUCGGAUACGUUGGAGUACUUGCACCGUUGUUACGAGAUCUGCCGAGCUGUGCUCUCAAAUAUUGUAAACCAGUAAGUUGCAUUAGAUGGGGCGCCAUAAGCGAUUCUUGUCCCCGAGCAGUGGUGAAGUGUUGCGACGGGGAAGAAUUUCCGGCCGAUUACGUGAUAAUCACCGUGUCCCUCGGUGUUUUGAAGCACCAACACGACAAGCUUUUCUGCCCUGCAUUACCAGCGGAGAAAGUGGAAGCGAUUUGCAAAUUGGGAUACGGAUACGUUAAUAAAAUAUUCUUGGAAUACGCGAGGCCGUUUUGGGUUUGGAAGGAAGGAGGUCUUAAACUGGCUUGGUCAGCUGACGAGCUUGCCGAUAGAUGCGAUUGGGUGAAAGGAAUUUCAAACGUGGAAGAAUUAUCGACUUCCCAGCACGUUUUAUGCGCGUGGAUUUGCGGCCGAGAAGCGGCCGACAUGGAAUUGUGCUCCGACGAGGAGGUGGUCGAGUCAAUAACGAGAGUUCUUCGACAAUUCACCGGUGAUCCUACACUCCCCUACCCAGCAAAUCUUCUCAGAAGCAAAUGGUGCAUGGAUCAAUAUUUUUCCGGUUCGUACAGUUAUAUGGGAUUGGAGAGUACCGUUGGUCACCAAUGUGAUUUAGCUAGUCCGUUGCCAGGUACGUGCGAACCUAUACCUCCGAUUCUUUUAUUCGCUGGAGAAGCCACAAUUCCAGGACAUUACAGCACAGUACAUGGGGCUAGAUUGAGUGGUAUUCGCGAAGCUGAGAGGAUAAUACAGUUAACGAAACGAUUCGGUGGUCCACCAAAGAAUACACCUGUCAAAAGCUAAAUUCGUCCAAAUAUUGAAAGAAAUUGGUAUGCGUCAUGGUAAAUGUGUCUGUUUCUUUUUUUUGUCUAAAAAAACAGAAUAAUUGUGUUUAAUUCGAACAACAUCUUUAACCAUUCCUUCAAAAAUUCAAAGAAACCGCAGAAACAUCGAUUACAUUACAUAUUGUGUAAAAUACGAAGUGAUAAGUUUUUUGAAAUUUUAUAGAAGAUAUAUAUAUAUCUUUUUAUACCUUUUCUACUUGAUAAUUAUAUUAUUGGCAGCUGUAACUUUAAUAUAUAUACACUUAUAUACCGCAAACUGUUCAUUUUAAGUAAAGAAAUGUCUGAUUGACAUUUUGUAGGUAUUGCAAUUUUUAUGAAAUAAAAGCUAAAUGUGUUGAUAAAACUGAAAGGUUAUUUAAUCGGUGAGAAUGAUAAGUGAAUGAUAGAAAUUCUAGAUCAAACGUUAAACGGUGUUUAAUUACAUUCAAUAUAUAUUUUAUUACGUACACAACAGUAAUGUUCCUACACGUAUCUUCAACGUUCACGUAUGUAACAAACAUUUGUUCGUUUCAAAAAGGAAAAUAAAUAUUUUAAAGGAAUUUUUUACAAAAUCGAACAGGUACGUACGUACACACACACAGUUACAUUUUGAUUUAUUACUUUCCGUUGGUCCCAUUUAAGCAAUUCACGUUAUUGCAUCGAGAAAACGUUCUUACGAUUCAGUUGAGUGAUAAGUUAUUACUAAUAACGACAAUUAAUUCGCUUAUAUUCGAUUUUAAAUGCUAAAUUAAUGCUUUUUUUCCUUCUUUUUUUUUUUA
Apis cerana (Asiatic honeybee) is the source of this 3104-nucleotide messenger RNA. Its product is annotated as spermine oxidase. Lineage: Eukaryota; Metazoa; Arthropoda; Insecta; Hymenoptera; Apidae. Gene Ontology annotation, molecular function: polyamine oxidase activity. The record is from RefSeq and is a predicted model, not a curated record.